UCAACCAAAAUCGCCAUUUUCCCUCCCUCCAUUUCUGUCUCCUUUCUCCUUAACAAAAACCUGCAACAAACAAAAAAGUAAACCCAUCUUUUUCUGGUGGAGUAAAAUUCCCCCUCUCCACCACAAAAAGAUUCCAUGAAAAAAUCCAAAAAAAACAUUAUGACACUUCUCAAUUCCAUCUUCUUCUUCCUUUUCUUCUUCCUCCUCCGCUUCUCCAUCGCUUCUCAACCCCUUCCUCGAGGGUAUCUUCUCAAUUGCGGUGCCACCGAAUCUACCGCCAAGGUAACCAUCGGCAGCCUUCAGUACAUCACCGACGAGGGAUUUAUCUCUGUUGGAAACACCACGAAGCUCCUUGAUCCAAAUCUGGUAUCCUUUCUCUCGACAUUGCGUUAUUUUCCUGACAAAUCGGCUCGGAAAUACUGCUACUCGAUUCCGGUGGUUAAGGGAGGCAAAUACAUUGUGAGGACGACGUAUUAUUACGGUGGAUACGACGGUGGGACGGUGCCGCCGGUUUUCGACCAGAUUAUCGAAGGGACGAAAUGGAGCAUAGUGAACACGACGGACGAUUACGCCAACGGGAUGUCGUCGUAUUACGAGGUUGUGGUGGUGGCAAUGGGGAAAAUGAUGAGCGUUUGUUUGGCGAGGAACCAACAUACGGAUUCGAGUUCCAGCCCUUUCAUUUCGGCUCUGGAGUUGGAGUAUUUGGAGGACUCUGUUUAUAAUACCACGGAUUUCAAGAACCAUGCUCUGAGUUUGGUUGCUAGAACCAGCUUUGGACAUGACGACGAUGUCAUUGGCUUUCCAGAUGAUGCAUUCAACCGGCAGUGGCACCCGUUUGUCGAUGAGAACCCAUUGGUAACAUGCCAUGCCAACGUUACUCCUUCGACCUUUUGGAAUCUCCCACCAGCAAAGGCUUUUAACACUGCCUUGACGACCAGCCGUGGGAAGUCGCUCAAAGUUAACUGGCCUCCGUUCCCACUUCCAGCAGCCUACUACUACAUCUCGCUGUACUUUCAGGACAAUCGAUCUCCGAGUCCAUAUAGCUGGAGGGUCUUUAGCGUUGCAGUAAAUGGCAAGAAUUUCUUCACGAACCUCAAUGUCACUGCUAAUGGCGUGUCUGUUUACAGUGCGAGAUGGCCUUUAUCUGGACAGAUCCACCUAGAACUAACUCCUGCAGAUGGCGUGCCUGUUGGGCCCGUUAUUAAUGCUGGUGAGAUCCUUCAAGUUUUUCGUCUCGGUGGAAGAACAUUAACAAGAGAUGUGAUGGCAAUGGAGGACUUGGCACGAAGCUUCAACAACCCGCCUCAUGAUUGGAGUGGUGAUCCUUGCUUGCCUAAGGAGAAUUCAUGGAGCGGAGUCACUUGUUCCGUGGGAAAACUUGCUCGAGUAGUCAAUUUGAACUUGACAAACUUUGGCUUAUCUGGCACACUUCCUUCAAGCAUAAACAAUUUAACUGCCCUCACUCAUCUUUGGCUUGGUAGCAACAAACUCACAGGCUCUAUUCCAGAAAUGGGUUCAUUGAAGGAGUUGCAAACACUGCAUCUGGAGAAAAACCAAUUUGAAGGGCCAAUUCCUCAUUCACUCUCGAAACUUCCACAUAUUCGUGAAAUAUUUCUCCAAAACAAUGAUCUGAAGUCGAAAGCUCUCGAAAUGCUGCAAAAGCGAGGCAUACACGUCGAGUUGUAGAAUCAGAAAUCUGUAUGGCUAUCUCAAAGGAUGGAAGAGAAUAUAUAAAGCUUAGAGUGUAACUUAAAAGAAAAAGGGGCUUUGUAAUUAUCAGAACUUCUACAAUAAUUGUUGCAGAAUUUACUGUAUAGUAUGAGAAUCAUAUUAUCAUCUAAUUGAUUGAUUGAUCUA
Molecule: messenger RNA, 1857 nt
Organism: Cucumis melo (muskmelon)
Lineage: Eukaryota; Viridiplantae; Streptophyta; Magnoliopsida; Cucurbitales; Cucurbitaceae
Product: probable LRR receptor-like serine/threonine-protein kinase At5g59680
Exons: 9
Coding region: 136-1686 (516 amino acids)
Molecular function (GO): protein binding
Source: RefSeq, a predicted model, not a curated record